Trachymyrmex cornetzi is the source of this 1165-nucleotide messenger RNA. RefSeq lists its product as uncharacterized. The transcript has 5 exons. The record is from RefSeq and is a predicted model, not a curated record. The coding region runs from base 396 to 1097 and encodes 233 amino acids. NCBI's taxonomy places the organism in Eukaryota, Metazoa, Arthropoda, Insecta, Hymenoptera, Formicidae.
UAACGUUACUCAGUUACUGGUCGUUAUGGGCUGGUUGUUCUAAUCUUCAGAUAAAUAUAAAGUGAUAAUUUACCUAAUUGGAUAAAUAAAAGAAUGAAAGAAUAAGAACAUAAAGAGAGUAAGAGAGUAAGUCAGUGAGCUGAAGUUUGUCGAAAGGUAGAACAAUCCAGUCUGUAAGAAUUGUGAACAACCGAAGUCUCUGCUCUCCGAGGAGGUUAUCGUUGGCUCCUUCGAUCCUUCUUCGUCGCAGGUACUAUAAUCUUUCGUAGUGACUUGAAAAUCCAAAUAGGUAUCUUAAGAAGAAAAAUUUCGCAGAUCUACGAAAUAGCUGCAAGUGAAAAUCACGCGAAACUGCUGUAGAUAUUCAUAGUAUUGACGGUAUUGACAUAAUCAAAAUGUCCAACAUAUUUAAUUUAUUGGGCGGGCUUGCUGAACCUAAUGAAGGUCAAAUAAAGCCCAUUGCACGAUCUAGAACAUCUCACGAGAUUAGAUCUUUUAAGACAAUGGGAGGUGCAAAACCGAAGGGACUAUCAAUAAGAUCUAAUUCUGAUAUGAAUAUAUCUAAAAUACAGUCAGCCAAGAAAAGUAUUUAUGAUAAAGAACAGGAUUGUUCAAAGUUGAAAGCAACACAAAUGGAUAGUCAUGGAUGUCCAAUAUCUCCAGGAAAGGAAGUAUCAGCAAAGAAAGAGAUUGUACAGUUAUCAAAGAUUAAAGAGUGUGCUCUGAAGAAGGAUAGUACAAUUAAUAAAUAUACAAAAAAACAAUUAAACGAUAGUGUUUUUAAGAAGCCUUUACUGCCUAAGAAGAAUAUCAAAAGGUUUCCAAAACCGGAAAAAUUGGCGCAUUGGUAUGACAAUCAACAUGAUUUUGAUUAUGGAUACAUUGAGGCUGUUGAAAAAGAAUUUAAAGAUCUAUUCUCCAAGGGGAAAGAGAACAUAAAACCUUGUGAAGACAACGUACUAUCAGAUUCAGAAACUUUGCUCUUGCCAGAUAUGAUGAAGCUUACUCCUGAUAAAACUUUCGAUAAAGAACACGAGAAAUAUUUAUCUCCUAACUUACUCGAAGUAUCUGAUAUAUCUGAUGACGAAAAUCCGUAAUGAUGAUUAAUGAUAAGAAUUAUUUUAAUAUUGUAAUUUCGUAAUUUCUUUUAUAAGAAUAGAUAAGA